Messenger RNA from Cydia pomonella (codling moth), 3246 nucleotides. RefSeq names its product luciferin 4-monooxygenase-like. NCBI's taxonomy places the organism in Eukaryota, Metazoa, Arthropoda, Insecta, Lepidoptera, Tortricidae. The transcript has 12 exons. Gene Ontology annotation, molecular function: long-chain fatty acid-CoA ligase activity. Gene Ontology annotation, biological process: fatty-acyl-CoA biosynthetic process; long-chain fatty acid metabolic process. Bases 228 to 1832 code for a protein of 534 amino acids. The record is from RefSeq and is a predicted model, not a curated record.
UGGCCGUGAACUCGCUCGGAGAUGAUCAACGAGAACUAAGUGCCAUUUAUUUUGUAGUGUUCAUUUAUGUUCAGUGGACAAUUUUAAAGUCAAGAUUUCGUUAUAAUUUGACCUUUAUAUCCGUGAAAGUUCGAAUAGUUUUGUGCGUAAUUUUUAAUCAAUUCUUUGGUUAAGUGUUAUUUUAUCAAUUAAGCAGAGAGCAGGAAAGGUCUUUUUUUGAGCGAAAAAUGACCUACGCAGUGGAGCGAGGCAGUCCCUGGACCUCCCAACUGUACCUGGACGGUGUACUGGACUCAAUAAUUAAAAAUGGAGGCACAUGGGCCAAUAGCAGAGAGGGGGUGAAUCUCGCGGAGGUCUUGUUUUACUGCAUGAAAAACAAUCUGGGUGGAAUUCAUACGAUAAAUGGGGCAACCGGUGAAAAAUUCACCAACGGCCAAAUCCUCCAGCGUGCCGUCUCUAUCGCUCGCGCCUUGAAAAGCGCUCGUGCGACAGAGACAGUGGUCGUAAUGGUGCGGAACUCGGAGCAUAUGUCUGCACUGUUCUACGCUGUGCUGUUUGCUGGCGUGGUCCCUUUUAUGAUGGAGCCUCGUUCUACUGAAUAUGAAAUCCAACAGUUCCUCCCUCUGGUAUCCCCCCACAUCAUCUUCUGUGAGCCUGAUCGUGUCGAUAUCGUCACAAAAGCGGUGGAAGGAACUGACAUCAGAGUCGUGGUUGCCGAUGGUUCAUCGUUAGAAAAAUUCACGCUGGGGUGUAGUGAGGAUAUUGACAGUUUUCAGCUGACAGAAGUGCGCGCGGACUCCACAGCCUUAAUCCAACCCACCAGCGGCUCCACCGGUGUACCGAAAGGUGCCAUGCUAACUCAUGAAGGCAUGGUCAUGCAGAUGCCAAGCAUUUGGAUCCAUCACACCCAGUUUCCUCACCCGACUGGUAUAGGGCUCCUUUUGUCCACAUGCCAGUGGUUGACCCACACCAUUAUCAUGACCAGUUUCCCCGUCUACCAGGUCCCGAUCUUGAUGACUCCGUUGAGGAUCUCCGCGGAGUACAUCGCGGAAUUGGCAGGGAAAUAUCAAGCAACAUGGACCAUAAUCGGACCAUCACUAGCCGCCCCACUGGGUCACUUGGCCACGCCAGAGCAGCUAUCUUCAUUCGAUAGAUUGUACGUCGGAGGCUCGGCGUUUUCGCCUGACACCCUAGCUCCCCUCAAGGAUAAACUGCCAGCGCCUGGUCGCCUGCUAAAUGCAUACGGCAUGACAGAGGUGCAUGGAUUUAUAGCAGCAGGUCCACUGGGCACCCCGCUCAACUCCGUAGGGCAAAUCAUCAACAUUCUUGACUACAGGUUAAUCAACGAAAAAGGCGAAAUAGUCAAAGAGCCUCAUGAAAAAGGAGAACUGUAUCUAAAGGGCAGAUGUCUCCUGAAGGGAUACCUAAACAACGAGGCAGCCUACCGCGAAAGCGUCACUUCGGACGGAUGGUUAAAGACUGGAGACGUUUUCUACAAGGAUAAGGAGGACCGGCUCUUUUUCGUCAACAGAACUAAGCUGAGCUUCAAAUACUUGAACCAUCAUGUUUAUCCAGAAGAAAUCGAGCACGUCAUAGGCACUAUACCAGGAGUCCAGCAGUAUGUGGUGGUUGGCGCAGACUCUGGGCCUGCCGCUGCUGUGGUUCUACAAGAAGGGUGCGGUGUUACAAGAGAGGAUAUACAACAAGCAGUCAAUUGUCGUGUUGAUCAAGAUCGCUUGCAUCGCCUGCUGCUGUGUCCGCUACUGCCGCAAGAAACGAAGCAACAACAAUGGAGCGGUCCUUCAUCAAGCUCAAAAACCCAGCGACACUGAUAUUUAUGCCAGCCAUACUCAAACAUACCCUGCUCAAGUUCAAACUCCUUUAAACCCGACUCAGAACUACUCAGGCGUCAAUCUAGCUCCUUCAGAUUACGCUGUGAUGUUCGGGAAUUCGCAUCCAAAUUUAGAUAAUUUGGCCCGUCCGACUUACCCCCCAGUUUACCCACUACAACCACUUGGUAACCCCCCUUACCCAGCAGUCAAUCCAAUUUACCCUGCUGUUAAUACCAUUCAGACUAUACCAGUCAUAAACCCGACAAUUGCAGAAAGUUCAACUCCCACAAAUGCGACUUAUUCAACAGUAAAUCCUACAUAUCCCAGUCAAAACCCAAAAUACCCUAUAGAAAAUCAAAAUUUGACUAAUUCCGUUAUUAAUUCGAACUUAGUCGCUACGCCGAACUAUUAUACUCAUGAUACUGCGAUAAACAUGACUUACCCUACGAAUUCUAUUGCAAACAUGAAAUACCAAACAGAAAAUCAAAAUCUGACUAGUCCCGUUAUAAAUCCUUAUUCUACUGUAGAAGGUUCUACUCUGACAAACUUAGUUGUAGCUCCGACAUCUUCUACAAAUUACCCUACAAAUUCUAUUGCAAACACGAACCCAACAGAAACUCAAAAUAGUCCUAUUAUAAAUCCGUGCCCUGCUGGAAAUACUUUUUCCAACCCUGACUCAAAUCCAGUUGUAGAUAUAGACAAAAUUCAACCAGUAAACGAACCAACCAAUCCUGUAACGCAGACUAAUGUGAUUAUAAAACCAAAUCAUACUGAAAUAAAUUGGUCUGAAACCAAACCAGUAAACUUGACUGACAUUACAGAAGAUACCAUUCAUAAAAAUACUGAAACAAACAAGGAAUAGAUACUGGAAUCACCGUCCUCCAUCAAUGUGGUGGCAAAUAACACAUGGGUAAAAUUUACAUCUAUUGCUAAAAAAAAUCUCGGUCCAGACACACAUUCGUAGGUAGUAAAUUUUGUAAAUAGUACAGGUCUUAGUAGUAGUUAUUAAUUAAUCACGGAAGAGCGGUGCCUCCCAACACAGGCAAUAUUGCUUACCGGGAGACACCAUCCCCUAAAUUAUAUGAACUGUAUUUCAUGAAAUAAAGAAUUUUGUAUUUUGUAUUUUGUAUUUUUGUAUUUGUAUUCGUCAGAAGGAAUACGUCACAUAACAGUCACAGCCCGCACUCCGUCGUAAUGUCGUAUGCUUUCCGAGUGGCAUAGUCUACUUUUAAAUAGGUGAAAUGAUCAUGAAUUGUUACUUUUCUUACUGCAUCUUACUGGAAAAUAUACUGGUAUGUGUGAUAUCAAAUCAAAGUCGCAUUUUUAUAAUUUAAAUACGCCUGCAAAAAAAAUACAUAUAAUAAAUUCAAGAAAAAUAUGUAUAUUCUGUUUUGUACAAUUUUGUUACUACUUA